This is a messenger RNA of Populus nigra (black poplar), 1022 nucleotides long. Its product is annotated as salicylic acid-binding protein 2-like. The transcript has 3 exons. Gene Ontology annotation, biological process: salicylic acid metabolic process; jasmonic acid metabolic process. The coding region runs from base 44 to 808 and encodes 254 amino acids. Lineage: Eukaryota; Viridiplantae; Streptophyta; Magnoliopsida; Malpighiales; Salicaceae. The record is from RefSeq and is a predicted model, not a curated record. Gene Ontology annotation, molecular function: methyl salicylate esterase activity; methyl jasmonate esterase activity; methyl indole-3-acetate esterase activity.
ACUUUUUUAUAGUACUAUCAAUCACCAAAAAAAAUAAUUAAAAAUGGGAGAUAGCAACAAUCAAGCAACGCAUUUUGUUUUGAUCCAUGGUAUAGCUUCAGGAGCUUGGGCAUGGUACAAGGUGAGGACAAUGCUAGAGGCAGCUGGCCACUCUGUCACAGCCCUUGACAUGAGUGCAUCAGGGGUGAACACAAAAACACUGGAAGAAGUUGUUACUUUUGAUCAGUAUAAUGAGCCCUUGAUCGAGUUCAUGGCCAGCUUAGCUGAAAAUGAAAAGGUUGUAUUGGUGGGUCAUAGUCUAGGUGGCUUAAACGUGGCUUUUGCUAUGGAGAAGUUCCCAGAGAAGAUUUCUCUAGCUGUUUUUGUUACAGCAUUCUUGCCUGAUACCGAGCACCGGCCAUCGUAUAUGUUAGAGAAGUUUAUUGAAAAUAGCCCAGCCGUGGCAGACGGGUGGCAGAGUGUAGUGUCUUCAACCACGGGAGAUGAGGCAUUCAUGAGGUCCACUGCUUUUAACCUUGCCUCCCCUGAGGAUCUCAGUCUCCAAACGCUUUUACAGAGAUCAGGAUCAUUGUUUCUUGAAAGUCUGGCCAAGGCAAACAAGUUCACGAAGGAGAAAUUUGGAUCGGUUGUGCGAGAUUAUGUUGUUUGUACUCAAGAUUUAUUGGUGGUUCCGUCAUUGCAGCGCUUCAUGAUUGAACACAACGAGGUUAAGGAAGUGAUGGAGAUUCCAGCAGAUCAUAUGGCAAUUGUUUCUAGGCCUAAAGAACUCUGUCAAUGUCUUCUGGAGUUUGCACGCAAGCAUGCAUAGAUUGUUGUUAAAUGCUGCGCUAAUUAUAAAUGUAAUAAUGUGCAACAUUUGUAUCUAGUUCUAGGCUGCCUAUAUAUAUAUAUAUAUGUAAUAGGAUGGCUGUUGAAAUAAAAUAAAGAAGAGAUAGAUGCUGGCUUCAUUUUUAGAUUUUCUCUCAGGAAUAUUCUUAGAAUUGCAAGCGCACCGAAUAAUAAACAAGAUUGAUUUGUAUUUA